Somion occarium is the source of this 5611-nucleotide messenger RNA. The record is from the annotation of a GenBank genome assembly. Lineage: Eukaryota; Fungi; Basidiomycota; Agaricomycetes; Polyporales; Cerrenaceae.
AGCUUACACCGAAGAAUCAGUCUUAUAACCUGUCCCUUUUGGUGUGACUCUUCUCUCCCGUGUGACGCGAGUGUUCCCUCUACGGUCACCAGCGUCACAAAAUCCUUCCGUAUUACGUAAAUGUCCUUAGUGCUUGGGGAGUAGUCAGAGCCUCAACGUCGUCAACGACGUAUUCAACGACGUCGAGCCUCUUCUUCACGAUAAUUACGACCCUAUCAACGAUUUAGCUCGCUGGUUCAUAUAUCUGGUCCCGGAACCAUUGAUACUCAGAUACCCUGAGUGCAAACUUGUCAUGUGUUUCUAGCUUGGCUUUUCCUUGAAUCUCGUGGAAACCUCUGCGAAAUACAACGAUGGAAGACCUGAACGACCACGUCGCCAAGUCUACGAAGAACGCGCCAGAUGAGGUCCCAGAUAGUUCUCAUAUCUCUACGCCAACUGCUUCGAUUGCUGUGAUAUCCUCUGCACCUGUUGCUUCAAGUUCAAAAGACACCUCGAUUUGCUACAAAGCGACUGAAGCGAUGGACGAAUUCUCGGCUUCGUUGGCUUCGAUGAUGGAUUCUAGAUUGUCUUUGUCGGAUUCAGAUCCUUCUGACCCUCAGAAGGCAUCGAUCGCAGCCGAGACGAAUAACGGCCAGUUUCUCCUUCCCCUCCCUACACCUUCUGUAAAUCGCUCUCGAACGUCAUUCUCUCUUCAAGACACGGAGGAUCGUCUUGUUAGUCUGGACUCUCUACCACCAGAGGUCGCGUCCGCAGAUAUUUCAAUCGCAACUGACGGCAGUUUCGUGGAGACAUCAUCUGGUGCUGCGGCACGAGAGCUCAAACGUCGGUACGAUCAACUGCUAGGCGUUGGCAAGGACGUUCGUUCGCCAUAUGUUAUUACUGCUAUUGUAAACCAAUACGGUAAACAAAUGUAUCGCGUAGGUCACCGUGAUUUAACUACGCCACACGUUGCAGACGAUGUCAAUGUCCCUUCCACGAGAGCAAAGUCGACAUCGUUCUCUACAACCGCGUCUGCACAUCCUCAUCACGCUUCUCACACAUCAAAGCGUCGCUCUCGCAUGAGCGUGCACUCAUUCCUCCCGCCUGUGGUGUUCAAGAACGGGAGUGCUCCCUCUUCUCACGCACCGAAGCCGCAUGUUGAGGAUGGAAGCCGGUCGCCACCAACACGGAAGCUGAGAAAGACUCGUUCGAUACCGAAUAUGUCUGGCGCCGAAGCACCGAAGCCACCUCCAGAGAAACCUUCCACACCUACCGGCCGUCCUCAUGCCCAUAGCGUGUCAAGCGCAGACGCUUAUCGCGGACCUCUUCCACCGCCGCCGGCAACUCCUCACAUACCCAAGACGCCGUAUCACGAUGCCUUCUCCGAGGCCUUGUGGUGGGACUGUGAUCCCCCGUCGCCAUACGGUUCACGUUCUGCAAGAUCCUCUUCACGACCUCCUCACGACCCUGCCAAUGAAUCAAGCCCUGGUGGUGUCCACAACCCAUUUGGACCUGGUGUCACGUUCGAUUCGCCUGCAUGGCCAUCUACCUCGUGCUUGACAUCACCCCCUGUUUUGCGGGAGAUGCAGUCUUUUGACUCUGGAUUGACUGCGCGUGCCGAUCCUCAACCUCGAGGAUCGCGCUUUGGCAAGCUGCGUACUCGUCAAUCGGACGAGUUGUUUCCACAGAUGGAUUCACCAUCGCCUGGACCAAGUCCUAUACAACCAGAACCGCCCCAGUUUACUGCACCGUCUGAAUUCAGUAUGGUAUCGCGCUACUCUACCGAACUCUUUGAUAUCCUGCAGAAUUCACGUGGACUGCCCUCUCUGGACAAGAUAUCACCAAACUCGAACGAAAAGACAAUCAGGCUCUCGCUGAAGGCGGACGAGACCGCCGCGCCUCGCGAUGAUCCUCGCUUUGUCAUUUGGGGAGAACUAGAAGCAGACGAGGUGGACAGCCGCUCAGUUUCUCGCGGUAGCAUCACCGAAUUUUCUUCAGGUCGCUCAGGCGUUUCUCGUCGUAAGAGCGGGAAGAGACACACCGUCGCCAUACCAGACACUCCUGUCGUUCGGGUUCCGUCUAAUGAAAGCCCAAGGAAAGUGUUGAUCGCAGCUACAAUCGAACGGUGGAUCGCACAGUUAACGAGCGAGUUGAAUUAUGAUGAACUCCUAAUAUUCUUCUUGACAUAUCGAACCUAUAUCUCUGCUGUGGAUCUGGGACAUUUGCUGAUCUGCAGAUUCCAUUGGGCUUUGGCUCAACCUACGUCUCCUCAUGAUGAAAUGGUACGGCGAAUCGUUCGCGUUAGGACAUUCAUCGCGAUACGCUAUUGGCUGUUGACCUUCUUCAGCGUUGAUUUCAUGCCUAAUCGAGAAUUACGACUACUGUUCGCGGAUUGGUUGAAUUCUCUGAAGAAGGAUCCCGUGCUCACGAGGCACAAGGAUGCUGUUAGUAUUGUUCGCAAACUACGCAAAGUUGUCCUUGACUGCAAAGACGCUCAUACCAGGAAGCAAAGGGUCGACGGUCGAUCAUCGACGGAUAAGUCAAAGGUCAAUCCCAAUCCCGUCCUUGGAGAUCUUUCAAAUGGGCAUUUCGCCGAAUCCCUCAGAAAGGCCGUUUCCAAGGAGGAAGAUGAAGAGCCUGACAUUGAUCUUGACUUCGAUGGCGCAGGGUCUACAGACCCGCAAGACUUCCGCCUAGGUGCCGCACCGUCGAAGAAUCCUACUACAGCUGUCGAUCUCGCCAUGUUGCGCCAGCCGUUACAUCUCGUCUUCCUACAGCACAAUAAACAGGCAACUCCUACGUCGCCUGUCUCUCCUCCGGUUCUGGGCCCUGGUCCAUUACCAGUCACUCAUAGCACGCUAUCUCGUGUCCUCGUGAGCACGAUGGGUAGACUUGGUCGAUGGAAGCGAGUGCUUCAUUCGCGUUCUCCUGUCCGUGCCCCGAUGGGUACUUCGCUCGACGUCUCAGCAUUCGACGUAGAAGCCAGUGAAUCAGGCGAUCUACUACAAGUGAAGGGAGGUGUUGAACAGUACUUGAAGAUGGUCGAGGAUCAAAUAGCCCAGGCAUCAGCUCUCCUACGCCAACCUACACCUGUCCCACCUCCGCCUCCGCCGGUUCUUCCUCCUGACGUACCUCAAGUUCCACCCGCUGUUGAGAUGAUACCUGAUUUGGCCCAACCAAGUGAUUCUGAUACGUCCGAUGGCAUGGUUGAAGAGCUAGAGCCUGUCACAGAAGCAAGUGAGGAGGACGCAGGUGCUCGUCCUCCCCCGAAGGAUGGAACACCUGAUGCUCUUGACACGCCUGAAUUGUCUCGCACCGACACGUCCUUGGAUUCGUCGGUGCAGUCGGAUUUCCUGACUUCCGACGAGUCCGUGAGCUCUUCUUUAGUUCGUCAUCCGUUGGGACUAGAUGUGGACAUCAUCUCGAUAGACGAUCUUUCGGACUUAUCGUCCGAUGAGCAAGUGGACCCCUCCCGCCCACCUGGUUUGAAGAAACCACUACGUCGGCUUCCCAAUCGUCGCGAUUUUGAGUUCGUUCGCCAUUCAGUUGAUUCAGUCUCCUCUAUGGGAAUUCAAUCCCGGGAUUCCGUCCUGUCUGCGGGCUCAAGCUCCGUUAUCUCAUCAGUAGGUGAAGAAUUGGGAAGCACUAUUCAGCAGUGGCAAGUGACCGCUUUGGUGGAUUCGCUGAGUGAUGAAGAGGAAGAAGGAAAUGUGGAGGCUGCUCUUCGCCGUCUGGAAGGCCAGAUCAGUCAGGAUAAGCAACGCGCUAAGAAGUCCAAGGUAGAUGGGUGGGUGCAGUCUAUGAGAGAACGUCUUGCGGCGGGCCAGUUUGGUACAGCUCGAUCCCGCGAUUCUUCUGAUGAAGAGGAUUAUGGAGAGGUUCAGACUAGUUUGGACAGGCCGUCGAGCCCGAACAGCGUGUCCCAGCGAUCUGCUUACGCGAGUCGACGAAGUUCUGUUAGUUACAUUGGUUCUCCCCUCAGUCAUACGGCACCUGCACUAGACACUGCCACGCAUAACAACGUUCCGCAUCCACAUGUUGUUGCAGGUCCUGACGCCAAGCCCGCGGUGGAAGAUGCUGUCCCGAUGGAAAUCCUACAGAGUCGAGUGCCAUCAAGACCAGGUACAUCUGCGGGAUCGCCGCCGACUCGUCACACGAACGGCCUCAGUAUCACCCAGCCACCUAGCAAAUUCAUCUCAGAGAAGCAUCGUUGGCACCGUUCCUUCGUGACAGAGUUUAGCUCGGAAUUGUUGAUACAACACUUCUCCAUGAUUGAUCGAGAAUUGUUCCUUAGUUUGAAGUUCGAAGAGUUGGUUGCGCAAGACUGGAUGGCACCUAGCGAAGAUACCAAUAUCCUUGAUUGGGCGGAAUUCCUCAGAGAGCGAGCAAGGCUGCGAGCAGAAGGACGCAUCGGUCAGAAGACGACUGCCUUGACGCUAGUUCGGGGACGAUUUAACCUUGUUGCCAACUUCGUACAAUCGGAGAUUGUUUUGACGCAUCCAAGCCAAAGGGCGACGGUGUACGGCAAAUUUGUACGCAUGGCAUGGAAAUCUUACCUCUUGAUGAAUUUCAAUAUGCUCGUGGCCAUCAUAGCUGGAUUACGCGGUGAGUGGGUAAGGAAAGCCAUGAAACAAGGUCCAAACCGUCUGGGCAUCUGGGAAACUCGAAUGCUGCAGGACUUGAUCGUUUGGACAACCUCGGAGGGACAUUUCAAGCAUAUACGACAUACUGUGGACGCACUCGCUGAAGCUAAGACUAUAUCCGGGUAUCAGGACUGUUCAAAUUCUAGUACGGAUGGGCAAUCGUCUUCCAGGAGUAGAGCGACAUCAGACGGGAAGCCUCCACCUCCAUCAGCGUGUGUUCCAUUUUUGGGUAUGUCUUUUAUCGAUCAUCUUGUUUGGAUAUAUUCUGACUUGUAUUCAGGCAUCUAUCUCUCUUACCUACGCCAGUAUAACGCUCUGCCUGAUCUGAUUGAUCCAACAGCUCCCAAUGAGCCCGUGGCAAUCAACUCGAUAACCAAUACCUUCGAAUCUCCAGCACAUCCUGAAGUCUUUUCCAGUCUAGCUCCUCUUCCACCAUCGGUUCAGCUAGAACCUUUGAUUAAUGUACACAAGCAACGUCUUAUCGCCGACGUUAUCAAGUCGCUUACUGCUGGACAACACUUGGCGUCGCGUGUACAGUUUGCUCUUGACAAGAAGCUGUUCCAGAAGUGUCUGAAGCUGCGCGGACUUGACUCAGAUACCUUACAACGGGCGCUCGCUCUCUAUCCUGAGAGACCUUAAAUGGUUUAUUUGUUCCAUGAUUUCAUGUAUAUGUGUCUCCUGCUCCUUUUCGGGUUCUGGCUUGUUCAUGGGGUGUAGAAGUUUGUUCUUGUAGGUUAUUCAUGUCGUCUUGGCUUGCUACAGUGGGGCUCUGUGAAACUUGAAUAGACUUAACAUCACUAUGUGUAACUGGAAUUUCUACCAUUGAGUCGGGUGAUAAAAAGUUGGGAGCCAUAUAUACAAUAGCAAUAAGUGACCGGGCUCAUUGCAUUGAAUGGCAGGCAUGCUCGUUUCCCCGCCUGGGCAGAGCGGUAAGUAUUCGCGUUGAUAUCCAAAGGAUGGAUGUUCUGGCGUACCAUUGCCAUGUAAAA